UCAUUACACUUGAAUAUCCCCCAAAGGCUCAAACAGCAUCCAUGGCGGCCAAAACCCCUUCAAUUCUAGACCUUGGAACUGCCCAAGCCUCCUCUCAAAUAGCUCACGCCGAUUCAACGACUGGUUUCUGCUCCGACAUAAUCCUUCAGAAAGUGAAAACCAACUUGGUUUUCCGUUCAAAGUGGGCGGAGUUGAAUGGAGCCAUGGGAGACCUUGGCACUUACAUACCCAUAGUACUGGCCUUGACUCUAGCCAGAGACCUCAACCUCGGUACCACAUUGAUUUUCACUGGCAUCUACAACGUCAUCACAGGAGCCAUAUACGGCGUCCCCAUGCCUGUCCAGCCCAUGAAGUCCAUCGCCGCCGAGGCCCUCUCCGAGCUUGACUUUGGGGUGCCGGAGAUCAUGGCCUCCGGAAUUUUGACCGGCGGGGUCCUACUGGUAUUGGGUGUGACGGGGUUGAUGCAGCGAGUGUACAAGCUCAUUCCUCUGAGCGUCGUCAGGGGAAUUCAACUAGCACAAGGUUUGUCCUUUGCAUUGACUGCUGUUAAAUACGUCCGGACAAGGCAAGACUUGGCCAAAUCUAAAUCUUUUGGAAAUAGGCAAUGGUUUGGUUUGGAUGGCUUGGUUUUGGCCAUUGUUUGUGUUUGCUUUGUUGUCAUAGUGAACGGAGCUGGUGAGAAUCAUGGAUGUGAAAUCAGAGAAGGCCAUGAUUACGAUCUGGGUGAUCACCAACAACGGAUUGAAGGUCGAAGAAUAAACGGGACGAACCGGAUAAGAAAGCUUAUCUUUUCACUUCCUUCUGCAUUUUUAGUGUUUGUAUUGGGGGUUGUUUUGGCCUUCAUAAGAAGGCCUGAGGUGGUGCAUGAAAUCAAAUUUGGACCCACCUCUUUGGAAAUUGCGAAAAUCUCUAAACAUGCAUGGAAGAAAGGAUUUAUCAAAGGUGCAAUUCCCCAGCUGCCACUAUCAAUCCUGAACUCUGUGAUAGCUGUUUGCAAGUUGUCCUCAGACCUGUUUCCAGGGAAGGAUUUUUCAGCCACUUCACUUUCAGUGACAGUGGGACUGAUGAACUUGGCGGGAAGUUGGUUUGGUGCUAUGCCUUGCUGCCACGGAGCCGGUGGACUUGCAGGACAAUACAAGUUUGGUGGAAGAAGUGGUGCUUGUGUGGCUCUUCUUGGUGCAGCCAAAUUGGUGCUGGGUUUUGUACUAGGCAAAUCUUUGGCUCUCAUUUUAAGCCAGUUCCCUGUGGGGAUAUUAGGGGUAUUGCUGUUAUUUGCUGGGGUUGAGCUAGCCAUGGCUUCUAGGGACAUGAACACCAAAGAGGAUUCCUUUGUGAUGCUUAUUUGUACAGCAGUUUCGCUGGUGGGUUCAAGUGCGGCUCUUGGUUUUCUGUGUGGAAUGAUUGUAUUUAUGAUUCUGAGGCUAAGGAGCUGGACAAAGGGUCAGCCUUUUUCUGCCAUUCGGACGGACAAAACCCCUGAGCAACCCUGAGAAUAGUCGUCAAGUGUGAGUAAAUUAAAUAUUGCUUUCUGAUUGUAAAUGCUAGCCCUACUUAUGUGGUAUGAAAUAGGUGCCCAUCAGUUUUCCUUCGUUUUAAUUUGAUUUUGGUAUGGGAUAGAAAUUGCUAAGUUGUGCGUGGAGCUUUGCACGAGGGGUGGCUGCAGUAACGGUUUCUAGGUUCUAUAGCUUUUGCUCUCUGCGUAUGCUUCGACGUCUGCGUAGAGCUUAAUUACCAAUAUGUUGUUAUUUAUCCUCAAUGGAAGUUGUUUCAGUAAAUGCUUACAAGUUUCACAUAAA
Prosopis cineraria is the source of this 1796-nucleotide messenger RNA. RefSeq names its product molybdate transporter 1-like. Lineage: Eukaryota; Viridiplantae; Streptophyta; Magnoliopsida; Fabales; Fabaceae. The transcript has a single exon. Gene Ontology annotation, molecular function: molybdate ion transmembrane transporter activity. The record is from RefSeq and is a predicted model, not a curated record. Gene Ontology annotation, biological process: molybdate ion transport. Bases 42 to 1490 code for a protein of 482 amino acids.